AGCGGCUUGGUCAAUUGUUACAGCAUAGCAGCUUUGGCACCCAUAAGCAGGCAUUAUUUUUUAACAUAUAUAAAAAACUUGCCAGCCAUUGACCCGGACGGGAAUAAAAACAGCAACAACAAAGGCUAAUUAUGCAAAUGCCAACAGCAGCAACAAAGCGAUGGCUGUGGCUACUUUGGCUCGCUUUGAUGUGGCCAAGAGCUGUGAGUGGCAGCACUGAAGAGGAGCACUUACGGGGGCUGCUGACCACCGAGAACUUGCUCAUCAACGCACUGCGCGACUAUAUAGAUGCCUUAGAUCAACAGCUGGCGGCGAUUAAAAGUGAGACAGCGGCCAUAGAGCAACUGCAUCGGCUGGUCGGCGAGCGGGUGGAGGAGCACAUGGGCAAUCCACUCAAUGUGCUCACCAUACUCAAACGUUUCCAAAGCGUUUGGCCGCUGCUUGAGCAACAGGCGAAUGCCAGCCAAAAUCUGGCCAUAAAUCUUCCAGAUUAUCAGUUGGAUUUACAGCUGCCCAGCGAGGAGGACUACGAGGCGGCUUUGCUCAAUCUGCUGCGACUGCAAUCCGUAUACGACCUCAAGCCAGCCGCCCUCUCGCUGGGCAUAGUCCACGGCCUGAAGGUGGGCUCGGCCAUGUCGUGGAGUGACUGUCUGGAGAUAGCUCGCAAGUCGGAGAGGAAUGGCGACCACGCCGUAGCCAAGCACUGGCUGGAGACGGCGAUGGGAAUGCUGGCAGCUGAGCAGAAUGCUACAAUAUCGGUCAGCGAGCAGGAACGGGCCAGGAUUAAAAUACUGGAGGCAUCGCUCAAUAUGGAUUACCGUGCAGGUGAAUUUUUGAGCGCACUCACAACAGCCAAAGAAUUGUUGCUCCUGCGUCCUGCCAGCCGCAGUGCACAAAAAGCAAAAGCCGAGAUAGAACGUGCUUUAAACGGAAGUCCUGUCAAGUUCGUGCCCAACAGGAAGCUGAAGGCAAAGUCAACAAAAUCCGUUGAGCAGUUGAUUGUUGAUGAGUUGUGUCGGUCGUCCGCACAGCAGCCCGUAACAGGUAGCCGCUUCACAGAGUGCCGCCAAGAUGUUGCGAAUCUGCGCAUGCUGCGCUUGGAGCAGCUGAGUGAGGAGCCAUACAUCAUGCUGUAUCAUGAUGUGCUCAGCUCUCAGCAGACCGAACGGCUAAUUGGUAUGCUGGAUGAGCUGCCGCAGCAGCGGCGCUCCAGGAGAGAGGCCUUUGAGCCUUUGCAGUUCACUAAGCUGGCGCAGCUAAGGUUGCGUGGCAUCCACAGUCAACUGGGCAUUGGCAGCGUGGAGCCAGAGCUGUGGCAGGCACGUCGGCACAGUCACGAGCACGUCACACCACCAGCGGAGCCAUCGAGCACAGCCGAACAUGCGGCACGUGCUCUGCUCAGCCUGCAAGAGGCCAGGCUGGGCGGCGCCAUUGUCUUCCCGCAACUGGAGCUCAGCGUGUGCGUCCCACGCGGCGCGCUGCUCUACUGGAGUCAACGCAGCCGGGAUGAGCAUACAGCCACGUCGAGGCCAGAUUACCGAAGCCGCCAGCUGGUCUGCCCGGUGCUGCUGGGCACACAGCUGAGUAAGUAGAGCAACAGCGACACCUUCCACAAGAAUCUUCCUGAUGUAGAU
Molecule: messenger RNA, 1634 nt
Organism: Drosophila arizonae
Lineage: Eukaryota; Metazoa; Arthropoda; Insecta; Diptera; Drosophilidae
Product: prolyl 4-hydroxylase subunit alpha-2
Cellular component (GO): endoplasmic reticulum
Molecular function (GO): procollagen-proline 4-dioxygenase activity; protein binding
Source: RefSeq, a predicted model, not a curated record